AUGCGGCCGGCGGAGUUUAGUCUGGUUAGCUUUGAAGCAUCGGGCCCUGCUAAUGGGACGCGCGCCCAGGCGGGGCCCAGCCAGGCCCAACUUAUUACUCUGAUGGCCCGCGGGGCGCCAGGCAGCCCUGCGAGCCGCCUGCUGCAUACAGCGCCGCCGCCGCCGCCGCCGCCGCCUGAAAGAAACUGCAAGACGUUUCCGCCGGCGAGGCUUUUAAUAGACUCUAAUGGCUUCAUAGCCCUUCCCUCCCAAAACACGGGCACCGCUCCCUGCACGCCGAGUUUAAUGAAUAAAUUGUGCGGCCCGCCGGCCAGCACGGACCCACGCGCCGGGUCUGGGGUGUGGGAGGCGCCGGCCACGCCCCCGCCGCCCCUCCCGCUGCUGCUACCCUGCUGGACACGGCGGAGUGUGGGGGACCCAAGACCGACGGCGUCCGCCCUGCCACCGGUUGCCUGGCAACCGUCUCUGCGAACACCCAAGUGCGGCUACACGAGUGGAAGCCGGCAGCGGGUCUGGUACACGAGGACCGUGGCGUCGACGCCGGUACUGAAGACGAGUGGAGUGGAAGGGACGUCGCCCGAGCACCAGCUGUAG
This is a messenger RNA of Schistocerca gregaria, 594 nucleotides long. RefSeq lists its product as uncharacterized. NCBI's taxonomy places the organism in Eukaryota, Metazoa, Arthropoda, Insecta, Orthoptera, Acrididae. The transcript has 3 exons. Bases 1 to 594 code for a protein of 197 amino acids. The record is from RefSeq and is a predicted model, not a curated record.